Molecule: messenger RNA, 6202 nt
Organism: Sitophilus oryzae (rice weevil)
Lineage: Eukaryota; Metazoa; Arthropoda; Insecta; Coleoptera; Curculionidae
Product: contactin-associated protein-like 5
Exons: 32
Coding region: 234-5807 (1857 amino acids)
Molecular function (GO): serine-type endopeptidase inhibitor activity
Source: RefSeq, a predicted model, not a curated record
GUAAUUAUUGACAAUCAAGCUAAGCCGAGCGAGUACUAAGUGUAGUCUCACGUCGCGUUCCGGCGAACGAAGAUGCUGCGUCCCGUGACUUUGAUCUUUGACUAGAUUUAUCGAGCCUACGGAUUUAAAAUAAUCUCAAACUUUAGUGUUGUUAUGAAUGAAUGUUGUGCAACAAGUGGUAGUUAUCCGAAUAUUUAAUUAUUACCGUAUCUGUGCGGAUUAUAAAACUCAAGAUGCUGUUCCUUCUCAUGACCAUGAUAAUUUCACUGUCAUUUGCCAAACCAGAACUACCUUCUGCUGUACAUUGUUCAGGAAAACCAGAAAAAGGCCCAUGCAACAGGAAUAUUUUUAAAUGGGCGUUCGAUCAUCAAAACAGAGAAUGUGUCACAUUUAUAUGGGGCGGUUGUGGUGGCAACGACAAAAAUAGAUUCGAAAGUGAAAGCCAGUGCAUUGAACGAUGUUUUUCUAGUUCAGGCGACAACCUCACACUGGAUGAUAUUAUGUCUAGUAUUCCAAAAGAAAAAAGAGGACCAAAGUUAACUUUUCAAGAAACAGGAACGGAAAAUACAUUUAUGUUUGCCCAAUCAAACACAUUCAUUCAAAUAGACGGAGAUAUAAUACAAACGUUUCAAUUAAGAUUAUGCCGGCAGAUUUCAUUUCAGUUUCGAACCAAACUACCUCACGGUCUUCUUGUGUAUCACAACGUUAAAGUACCAAAAGGCAUCCAACUUCAACCUUAUGCUCUGUAUAUUAUUGUUCAGCAAGGGCAAUUAAAAGUUGUCCAUGUAUACGGAAAGCAUUCGACAGCACUAACAGUAGGAAGGGGACUUAACAAUGACCAGUGGCACACCGUAACAGUCAGAAUUGAUGUUCACGCUGCGAAAUUGUUAGCUAUCGUGGAUGAUUUGCGAGAUGAAACCGAUCUCAGAGGAUUGGAUACGGAGAAUAAUUAUGGUGUGGCCGCAAACGUAACGUCAGUGAUAUUAAUUGGAGGUCUCAGUUCCGAAGAGAGAUUGCACGGUGUUAAAUACAUAAUAGAAUCAUUCGUGGGCUGUAUAAAAGACGUCGUUUUAAGUACAGGAAAGUCGGCGUCUGAUUUACUUCAAAUUUCACCGUUAAUAGCUACAAAACACGAAAACGUCCAAGAAGGGUGUAUUGAUAAAUGUUUAACUAACGAAAAUCUCUGCUUUAAAGGAUCUCGAUGUGUUAAUCACUAUUAUGCUAUAACCUGCGAUUGUUUUGGUACAAAUUAUGAAGGAGAGUUCUGUGAUUUUUAUACUGCGACAGUUCUAACUUUACGAGGAUCAUCUUAUGUAUCCUAUAGAGUAUAUGAUUGGAAAGAUCGGAUACAUUCUUCAGUUACUAGAUUCUCAAUAAUGUUUAAAACUAGAUUUGAUGAUUCAGCUUUACUAUAUGCAGCAGGGGGAGAACAUGGCAUUGAUCAUUACAUUGCUGCGUCUAUAUAUAACAGAUCUGUGUAUAUUGUAAUGGAUUUUGGUGAAAAUAAUCCUGUUACAAUACGCCUUGGAAAUACUCCUGAUUUUAAAUUAAAAGAAUGGAAUAACCUUACGAUAUUUCAUGAACAUGAAAAAGUUCAUUUAAUUUUAAACGACGAAAUAAAAACUAUCAACAUUACAGGGAAGCCACUACUUUACAUCGAUCCCGAAAUAUAUAUUGGUGGAGGACCAGAAUUACAGAAAAAAAUAGGUUUAAAAUCCUCAAAUAAUUUUGUAGGAUCUCUAAAAUAUGUUUUCUAUAAUGACAUAUCAAUUAUCUACGAAUUACAUAAAAAUAAUCCUAAGGUCCAUUAUCUUGGAUUACUGAGGCCAGAAUUUUAUGAAGCUGAUGUAAACAUAAUUCCUAUUACCUUUCCAUUUUCAGCUAGUCACAUUUGGUGGCACAACGAUCAUGUUGAUUCUCUUAGUUUAAGUUUUCAUUUUAAGGCAAGUAGUAAUCUCAGCGUUAUAGCUUCUAGUGAAGCUCAGACUGGACUGUAUUGGGAGGUUCGAGUUGUAAAUGAUGAAGUCCGAUUUGAGCUACUUAACAGUAUAAAGAAUACCACUCAUUUAAUAAGCGUUAAAAAGACACCCGGAAUAUGGCAUUUCUUAAAUGUGACGUAUUCAAAUGACGAAAUCACUGUAAGCGUUGAUAAGAAAGGAAAGACUGAAAAAAUUAGUGACUUGAAAUUUGCGAUAGGUGACAAGAUUAAAGUCGCUGCUGGAUCUCGAUCAAACGCAGGUUUAGUGGGAUGCAUGAGGGAUAUAGAGGUUAAUGGGGUAGUAUUAGAACCUAGAAGUGUUCUUCAAACAGAAAGGGUAGUUGGCGAAGUUACAUUAGACGACUGUAGGUUUGUAGAUGCAUGCCUGAGACCAAAUACUUGCGAGCAUGGCGGCAAAUGUUCCGUUAAAGAAGAUCGACUAAUCUGUGAUUGUACAAAUACCGGCUAUACAGGAACAAAUUGUCAUUUUGCUCUGUAUAGAAAGACUUGUGAAGAACUAGCAUUAUUGGGUUAUACUAAACCGGAUGUAUAUCUGAUAGAUAUAGAUGGAAACGGAAGAUUUCCGCCCGCGCAUGUCAGGUGUGAAUUUCAAAGUAUAGAAGAAUCAACAAAAACAAUCGUGGAACAUAAUUUGCCCAGUCAAAUGGAUGUACGCUCUCCUUCAGAAAAAGAUUUCAGUUUUAAUAUAAAAUAUCGAGAAUUCAAUGCGGAAAUGCUUCAAGAACUUGUCUCCCAUUCUCUGAACUGCAGCCAAUAUAUUAAAUAUGAUUGCUUAAAGGCACCAUUAGAAUUGCACUCUGCGUCCUGGUUUAUUUCGUCAGCUAAUGAGACUGUAGAUUAUAUUGGCGAUGUGAAAAGAGGUACGUGUCCUUGUUCUAUUGGUCGAAAAUGUGAAAAUCCUGCCCAGUGGUGUAAUUGCGAUGACGUAAAUGAUGAUAAAUGGAAUACGGAUGAUGGAUACUAUACAACAGCGAAUACACUGGGUAUUACGGAAAUGGUAUUUUUACAACAGCCAGAUCUUCCAGAAGAUGCUUUGGGACGAAUUACUUUAGGCCCAUUAGAGUGUGUGGAAACUAACACUCAACGAUAUGUAGUAACUUUUACCACGAGCCAAUCAUACAUAGAAGUUCCGGGAUGGAGGAAAGGUGACUUGGCAUUUUCCUUUAGAACUACUGGAAAAAAAGCCAUAUUACUCUAUCAACCUCCAAUUCGGCCUAAUUAUCCCAGUUUUAUGGUAGCUCUUACCAGUGAUUUUCAACUUACUUUCAACUUUACUUUAAAUACUGGUGUUUCCAAAGAAUUAGUUAUUGUGUCCGGCCGUCGACUAAAUGGUGGAGAAUGGCAUAAACUUUGGAUUGAUUACAAUAAAUAUCAUGUCAGGUUUAUGAUAAAUGAGGAUUACCAAAUGGUUGAUUUAAAGCCAGAAGAAGAGUUUGGUCCUUUUGAAGGAUCAAUGUUCAUAGGAGGAGCGCCAAAUGACCUUCUCGAUCCAAAAUCAUCAGUCCAACAAGGACUUAUAGGAUGCUUCAGAGGCUUAGUUGUGAAUGAAGAAAUUCUUGAUAUUUACAGUUACAUGAGUGUUCAUUUAAGUGAGAUAAUCAAAGAUUGUAAACCAUCAUGUGUUCCAAAUCCUUGUAAAAAUGGAGCGCAGUGUAAAGAAUUAUGGAGUAGAUUUGAAUGCAUCUGUCCAAAUCCGUGGGCAUAUACUGGAGAAUAUUGUGAAAUUAAUAUCAACACCAAUGCUGUUACCUUUACCCACAGUGAAUCAUAUUUGCAUAAAAACUAUUUUACUAAUGACACAGGAGACGAGAAAAAUAUAUUAAAAGAUAUAUUUAAAAAAAGGAUACUACUUAAUUUAAGAACGUAUGACAACAAUUCUUUAAUAUUUUAUGCAAAUGACCAUUUAAACAAUUUUGUGCAUUUACACAUUAUCGAAGGUACUAAAAUUGAAUAUUUAUUCAAUCAUGAAAAUCAAAUACAUAAUAUUACGGUACCAUACAAAUACUUAAAUACCAGCAAAUCUGUCCAAAUUGCAAUUAUCCGGGAAGAAAAUAUAACAACUGUUUUUGUUAACGACCAGAAUAACUCAAUUCCUAUAGGAGUGAAGCUUUUGGAUACUUAUUCCAACAAGCCCUGGAAUAAUUCUGAAAAAGAGGUUCUAGCUCCACAAAGACCUCCAGCACCACCAACCGAAUACUUUCAGCUUAAUAUUGGUGGUUACGACCCUGAAACUCUGUUAAAGGUUGCAGAUUAUCCACUUAUAUUACCAGGAUACGUAGGAUGUUUUAGAGGAUUUCAGAUAGGAAAUAUACUGAUUGACUUGCCUCCUAAAAUAAAUACGAGUAAAAAGGGAGUCACAGCGAAUUGUAACAUGAAAUGCGAUGAGCUACCUUGCAAGCAUGGCGGAAUUUGUAUUGAAGAUUUCGGAAAUCAAGAGAAUACAUGCAACUGUGAACAUACAAGUUAUUAUGGUGAAUUCUGCAACGAAGAAAAAGGUGCUGAUUUUAAUGGUGAAGCGAUCUUAAGUCGGGUAUAUGUUCUCAACGGUACUGUGGAUUACGUAAAGAUUCAACUAGCGUUUUCAAGUCUUGAUGUGAGGCAAAAAAAUACAGUUUUAUUGUUGCUGCAGACAGAAAACAAUCGAAGUUACUACUUGUUGGUUGGACUGAGUCUGGAAGGUUAUCUUAUUAUCCAAGAAGAUCGAGAAGGAGCAGUUUUUUCAGCAACCGUUAACAAAAAAAGUUUUAUAAAUGGUGCUCGACACUCAAUUUAUUACAAAAGAGAGUUUAAUGAAUCAGAACUCUAUGUAGAUAGAGAACUCACUGAUAUGGUACAAAUUCCAGCUCAAACAUUUACAAAUAUCCCGGAGUUAGGUGCCAACGAAGUCCAGAUUGGAGGACAAGAAACAAAUGAUCCUAGAUUCGCAAUUUAUAAGAAGUUUAGCGGCUGUUUAUCUAAUAUUUUUAUAGAAGUUAAUAAACACGUUAUGAAACCCCUUGAAGAAUAUAUGUUGUUUACUAAAGCUGGAUCAGAAAAGGUAAACGUAUCAAAUUCUCAUGGCGUUCGAAGUGCCCAAUGCAGUGCUGAUUUUGAUGUAGUUCACGAAAAAGCCCCUGGUAUACCUAAUUUAAAUAUAAGUCAGGGAAAGGAUAAAACAUGGGUACAGGACGCUCCGCAGAGGAUUUUGUACACUUCCAUAUAUUCUGCAGACUCAGUUGAAGAGGACAAUAUCGAACAAAUAAUUGUAAUCGCUUUAGCAUCGUUUUUCGUGUUGAUUUUAAUAUGCAUAUGCUAUGAUGUGUACAGAACAGACAAAAAAUACAAAGAGAGGAAAGAAUUUGAAACCGAUGCAAGUAUUCUUUUAUCUAAACAACAAGCAGCAAUUAAACUUCAGGAUAGCAAUAAAGCGACAUCAGAUGAAGAACGUAAGAACUCACUUAAGCUUCAACAGAAUGGAAAAGUUCAAAAUGAAAAAGUUAAUGGUGAUGCAGUAAAUGGUAAAACAGUUGAAGAAAAUGGACCAGUGCCAGAAGAAGUGCCACAAAAGUCUAAAAGUAACGACAGGAAAGAUCGACAAAAACGAAUAAGCUUUCGAGAUAGUGCAAGUGAAUUGACUUGGGAUAAUCCUGAUGAAACGUCAGAUAUGUUAAGUCCAAUGAUGGAAGAGGAAGAAGAUGAACAAGAAGAAAAUAAUGAUAUAGAUGAUCACGAUCAAGCAGAUAUACCACCACCAACACCGCCUUCGCGUAGAGGAUCAAAAUUCCACCUCCAAAUAUUCAUCCCAUGGCGACGACCUUGCCAUAUAUGAUUGACGAAACUACCACCAGUGUUUAACAAGCAACUCACUUAUCAUCCAUAAAAUACAUUAUCAUAUUCACAAUCUUUAGUAACGAUAGCUUUUUCACAAGCCAGUAGUAUAUAAUUUCGGAUGUUUCUGUUUAAUAUAUUAAUUUGUGUUUUUAAUAUAUGUAUCCAUUUUGAUAUUAUUUAUGGUUGUGCUUUCCUCAUGAUUAUUACUAUAUAUUAUUAAAUAGUUUAUAUUAAAGUAACAGAAACAUUUUUAUGUAUUACUCCUCACAUAUGUAAAAUAAAUCUAUUCUAAAGGAACCAUUCAACAGGCACAUAUUAUGUUUCAUGUAGUAGUAAGUGGUGUAAGAUAGAAAUGUGAUAUAAUUAGGUCUUCAAGUUUUAUAAAAUUUGUUC